Elgaria multicarinata webbii is the source of this 1553-nucleotide messenger RNA. RefSeq names its product solute carrier family 37 member 1 (gene SLC37A1). Gene Ontology annotation, biological process: phosphate ion transmembrane transport; glucose-6-phosphate transport. The coding region runs from base 25 to 1527 and encodes 500 amino acids. The transcript is spliced from 18 exons. The record is from RefSeq and is a predicted model, not a curated record. Gene Ontology annotation, cellular component: endoplasmic reticulum membrane. NCBI's taxonomy places the organism in Eukaryota, Metazoa, Chordata, Lepidosauria, Squamata, Anguidae. Gene Ontology annotation, molecular function: glucose 6-phosphate:phosphate antiporter activity.
AAUUUGAAACUGGUACUGAAGUAAAUGGCUGAGCUUCCACCUGGGAUUCGUUUGAUCACAUCAUUUACAAGAGACCAGUGGUACCGGGCUUUUACAUUUGUCCUGACUUUUAUGCUGUAUGUUAGUUUCCACUUAUCAAGGAAACCAAUAAGCAUAGUUAAGGGUGAAUUGCAUAAGCACUGCAUUACUCCACAAGUUAUUGAGCGUAACACUGACAAAGAAUAUGGCAUCCAUAUUCAGCCCGUUAAAAGAUUACCUAAUGAAUCUCGCUGUGGUUGGGAGCCAUUUCAUAAGAGCAACUACAAACAGUUGUUGGGAGCCCUCGAUUAUUCAUUUCUAUGUGCUUAUGCAGUUGGAAUGUAUCUGAGUGGCAUAAUAGGAGAGCGUUUGCCUAUCCGAUAUUAUCUCACAGGAGGGAUGUUUGCCAGUGGACUCUUUACAGCAAUGUUUGGAUUUGGCUAUUUCUAUAAUAUACACAACUUGUGGUUCUACAUCGUGGCUCAGGUGGCUAACGGAUUUGUACAAACUACUGGCUGGCCCAGUGUGGUUACUUGCAUUGGCAACUGGUUUGGAAAAGGAAGAAGAGGAUUGAUAAUGGGAUUGUGGAACUCGCAUACCUCCGUAGGGAAUAUUUUAGGAUCCUUAAUAGCUGGCUAUUGGGUGUCUACUUGCUGGGGUCUGUCCUUUGUGGUGCCUGGCAUUAUAAUAUCUUUAAUGGGCAUAGUCUGCUUCCUGUUUCUUGUUGAACAUCCUAAGGAUGUAAAUUGUACAUGUACAUCAUCCAAUGAUCCAGAGAUGCAUUUUCUGCUCCUUAACAAUGACAAUUGCACAAAACCACCGAAUCAUAACAAUGGAUUAUGUGAGGGACUUGAAAAUGGAAAGUCUGCUAUAAGUUUCAUUGGAGCUUUGCGAAUACCUGGAGUGAUAGAAUUCUCUCUUUGCCUGUUAUUUGCCAAACUGGUCAGCUAUACUUUUCUUUUCUGGCUUCCAUUGUACAUCACAAAUGUAGAACACCUUGAUGCCAAAAAAGCAGGUGAUCUUUCCACAUUAUUUGAUGUUGGAGGCAUCUUUGGUGGAAUUUUGGCAGGUAUAAUAUCAGACCGACUGAAAAAAAGGGCUACAACUUGUGGCAUGAUGCUGUUCAUUGCUGCACCCACACUGUAUGUAUUCUCUGCCAUCAGUAAAAUGGGCUCUGAAGCCACAAUAGUUAUGCUGCUCAUCUGUGGAGCUCUUGUAAAUGGCCCUUAUGCAUUGAUCACAACAGCUGUCUCAGCUGACUUGGGUACCCAUAAAAGUCUUAAGGGAAAUGCAAGAGCGCUCUCCACUGUUACAGCUAUCAUUGAUGGCACAGGUUCCGUAGGUGCUGCUCUGGGGCCUUUGUUAGCAGGUCUCCUCUCUCCCUCUGGUUGGAACAAUGUCUUUUAUAUGCUGAUGAUAGCAGAUGCCUGUGCCUUAUUAUUCUUACUCCGCCUUAUACGAAAGGAACUUCAAUGUAGUCUGGACCAGACACUGUUUAAAGAACACUGAAUUUCUUGCAAGGAGUAAUCUUUUUA